Molecule: messenger RNA, 663 nt
Organism: Microthlaspi erraticum
Lineage: Eukaryota; Viridiplantae; Streptophyta; Magnoliopsida; Brassicales; Brassicaceae
Source: the annotation of a GenBank genome assembly
AUGGUGCAACCGAGGAAUUGGGUGCAAAGGGUCAGAAAUGGAGAGAUUGAUGGCCCUGAGGAAGUGGCUGAGGCGGGAAGAGAACCAAAUUGGAUGAGUGAUGUUGUUGCCAAUGGGUUUCAAAAUGUGGACGAUGAAGAAAACGAUGACAGUGAGGAUGAGGAAGUAGAAUAUGAGGAUGAUGGCUUUAUUGUAGCUGAUAAUCAGGAUAUGGAUGAGGAAGAUGAUGAAGACGAAGACGACGUGGAUAAUGAUGAGGUAGGUGAUGGUGUGCCACAUAGGAAUGGGUUGCUGAGGAACAUCCUCACUGGAGAGAUUGAUGGGCACGAGCAGGGAGAGGAUGAUGGCGAGAGCGGGGAAGAAGAGGAACAAGGCGUUGAGGAUGGUGAAGACAAGGAUGAUGAUGACGAUGAUGAUGAUGGAGUAGGGCAUUUAGCUCAACCCGUGGCAGAAGCAAUCGAAGUAGAUGAGGACACUGAAAGCGAAGCAGAAUUUGAGGAUGAUGAACUUCAGGUUGUUUAUUCAGUUGCAUCAUCUAGCCAACUUAAGAGGAAGAGAGAUGAGGAUGACGAUGGUGACUCUGUCUCCAAUUCUUCAGACAACAAUGAUGAUGAUGUUUCAAGUGGUGGCGACGAUGAUGAUGAUGAUGAUGAUGAUGAGUAG